Gossypium arboreum is the source of this 1210-nucleotide messenger RNA. Its product is annotated as probable nucleoside diphosphate kinase 5. The coding region runs from base 369 to 902 and encodes 177 amino acids. The transcript has 7 exons. The record is from RefSeq and is a predicted model, not a curated record. Gene Ontology annotation, biological process: CTP biosynthetic process; UTP biosynthetic process; GTP biosynthetic process. NCBI's taxonomy places the organism in Eukaryota, Viridiplantae, Streptophyta, Magnoliopsida, Malvales, Malvaceae. Gene Ontology annotation, molecular function: nucleoside diphosphate kinase activity.
GGUAGCUUUACAAUCCUAAUAGGGAUAAAUAAUUGAUAUUUUAGCAAAGUCCUUUGUGAUUUAGGGUCUAGCCUAAAUUUGAUUUUAAUUAGCAUUCUAUAUGGUUAAAACUAAAACUAUUAAGCGGUCUUAAACCGUAGGCUAAUCACUAGAACUAGAAGCCGAAAUCAUUAUUAUUUCUGUAAACGGUUGACCUCGACGGUUAAACAGCUAUAAAUGAGAUUCAUCGCAUCCGAACUUCUUCGGAACAAUAUAUUUUCGAAUUUAUUUUCACACCAAAGUCUCUUAUACCUUCCUUUCUUUUUCAUUUUCCCGCCCCUCUUCUUGGUAGAGAGAAAAAGAACAUAAACUUCUGGUUUUAUCUGCAAAUGACUCAAUUUCUGACCAGGUUUUUCUUCUUUUCGAUGUUAAUAAUAGUCUUGAGGUGUUAUUCAAGUACUGUAAGGGGUGAAAAGGAGAGAACUUUAGGCAUAAUAAAGCCAGAUGGAUUAUCUGGUAACUAUACUAACAGAAUAAAACAAGUUAUUCUGGAAUCAGGUUUCGAAAUCAGUAAGGAAAUGGUGAUUCAACUUGAUGAACAAGAUGCAACUAAUUUUUAUGCCGAGCACUCUUCCAAGAUCUUCUUUACUGAUCUUAUCAGAUACAUGACUAGUGGUCCGGUGUUAGUUAUGAUUUUAGAGAAGGAAGAUGCGGUUGCUCAUUGGCGAGAUUUGAUUGGACCCACUGAUGCCGGCAAGGCUAAAAUUACUCAUCCUCAUAGCAUUAGAGCAAUUUGCGGGAAAGAUUUAGAAAAGAACUGUAUACAUGGUUCAGAUUCCCAUCAAUCAGCUGAAAGGGAGAUUGCAUUUUUCUUCAAAGAGGCACCUUCAGAUGAAGCAGUCAGAAAACAUGAUGAACUGUAACUGGAAAAUCCAAACUGCCGACAUUGGAGCUACUUUGCAUUCUCCGUUUUGAUUUAACAUGUAAGAACUUUACUGUUCUAAAUUACAAACUGUCGUAUUUGGAAAAUGGUUUAGUUUGGUUUGUAACUGUAGCAACAGAAUGAGAAGUAAAUGUACUGAGUGAAUAUUAUAGUAGGUAUGUUUUCUUUUGUUGAACAGUUUUUCCUUUUAAGUGUAAGCUAAACAUUUAUGCCCUCUCAAACCAAAUAGAGUGGAGUUUCUGUACAUUGUUAUAAAAUAAAAUAAUUUUGAAGUCUCUUUUAAAACAA